Pyrenophora tritici-repentis Pt-1C-BFP is the source of this 549-nucleotide messenger RNA. RefSeq lists its product as uncharacterized. Lineage: Eukaryota; Fungi; Ascomycota; Dothideomycetes; Pleosporales; Pleosporaceae. The record is from RefSeq and is a predicted model, not a curated record.
AUGCGCUUCCAACCUCUUCUCGCAGCCAUCCUCCUCCCACUCGCUUUCGCAGACACAGCGAAUUCACCGGGUCUCGAGCUUGCCAAUGUUACGUUCAACUCUUACUACACCUUCGUGUCUCCCUCCGCCGCGGGACCCAAACUAGGCUCCAUCUCCUUCGCCAUCGUCAACGACGCCGUCGAAGACCCUGUCUUAUGCGAUGGCUACAGUACAAACCCUUGGGCCAUGUUCUAUGGUUCCGACGAAAUGUAUUGUGAUUACCCCGAGACAAGCGGAUACACGGAGUGCUGGACCAGCAGCGCAAGUUUCUUUCUGGACACGCUGACGCCCGGAGAGAUGAAUUUGACUGUACAGUUGAGCUGGACCUGUGCGGGUCAGGGCCAGUAUACGCUUACGGCAUGGGAAAACCUCAAUCUCGACUGCCAGAGUUGGACCUGUACGAAUGAUAUCUGGCCUAAGAAUACAAUCUACUCCAAUACUACUACGGUCUGUGAGCAAGAUACCGUCACCUUCGGGGGUGGAAACGCAAAGGUGCACAAGGUGGAGUGA